Molecule: messenger RNA, 6142 nt
Organism: Acipenser ruthenus (sterlet)
Lineage: Eukaryota; Metazoa; Chordata; Actinopteri; Acipenseriformes; Acipenseridae
Gene: ppp1r9a
Product: protein phosphatase 1, regulatory subunit 9A
Exons: 21
Coding region: 347-4177 (1276 amino acids)
Biological process (GO): actin filament organization; neuron projection development; calcium-mediated signaling
Cellular component (GO): dendrite; cytoplasm; postsynaptic density
Molecular function (GO): actin filament binding
Source: RefSeq, a predicted model, not a curated record
CAUAGCCUGCUAUGGCGUUGUGUAGCGGCGUUAGAAACAGAAGUCUGUUAAACUGGUCGGUGACUCAGGCUGGAGUACGACAUGUGGAGAAAAAAAAAAGGAAACUCAAAAAGGAAACCCAUAGACGAAGAUUGUCCAGGUGCAUGCCACUGACUCGUGCUGUCAAGUACGAGUAAUCAGAACGAUGCCAUCUGAGUUAUUGCUCACUAUCUGUUCUGUAUGAGAAAAGACAUGCACCAACACCUGAAAACCCCUUUAUAAUUAGAUGCCUGGAAAAAAAAUGUACAGGAUUUGAAACUCUUGAUAUGCAGAUUGGGUCUCCCGCACUGAAAUAAAAAAAGAAAAAAUGAUGAAAACAGAAGCAUCAGGAGAAAGAUCAACCCUUCGAAGUGCCUCUCCUCACCGGAAUGCGUACAAGACUGAAUUUCAGGCACUCAAAAGCACAUUUGACAAGCCCAGAAUCGAUGGAGAACAAAAACCAAAGGCAGGAACUCAGAACACUCAGCAGACUAGAGGGAGAAGAUAUGGCUCCAAUGUCAAUAGGAUCAAGAAUAUAUUUAUGCAAAUGGAAACAGGACCAAAUGAGAGUACUGGGACUCCAUCAAAGGUGAAGGGAAAACUAGGAACUUCUCCUCAAAAGAUACAAAAACCCAAAGACUUUGUGGAUAAAGUGGAUGGAUCGAUUGUAAAACUGGUAACCACAGUUGGCAAGCAGGUUAGCAAAUGUGACACUCGUCAGGAUGGCCCCUGUCAUUCCAAAUUCUCUGAAACGCGGAAGAUGUUUGAGCAGACAAUCAGCAUGACAUCUGAAUACCAUUCUUUAAACAAGGACAGAAAAGGUUCUCAAGAGUGUUUGGAUGACUGGAGGGUAUCCCGGUCUAACAGAAGCAGCACAGAUUCUCUGGACAGUUUGUGUUCAAGGACAGAGGCCUCUUCUCCAACAGUAAGCCAGCUCAGCGCAGUGUUUGAAAAUGCUCAACAAGAAAAUGGAAGCUUGUUGGAAAAGUCUGAUGAUGGGGGACACAACAUGGUUAGUGAGGAGGACUCUAGCCUGCAGCAAUCGCAAGUUCAAAGAAAUCAGGAUUUUGUUGAGCGUAAGCAAAGAAUUCCACCUUCAUCAUCUUCAGAGGACCUCUUAAGCUCUUGUCCUUUGUCAGAUAAAACAGAAGAAAUGAGUGAGCUGGGAACUGGGGGGCAAGACUUUGUUCUUAGUAACACUGUUGAUUUAGACGCUUUGUCUAGCACUAGACCAGAGGGAACAGCGGCAGAUACAGAUUGUCGAUUAUCACAAUGUCCUGACCUCCAAGACACUGAGGGUACUGGCUUCAGUUCUACCUGGAUUUCUGAUGACCAUGUAAAUGUCUUGCAUGUAGGGUACGCAGAAAACAAGAAGUUAGUUGAUACUCCUGAUGGAGACAUUUGCAAUCAGGGUUGGGGUGAAAGCUAUACAGAACCUGAGGAUCAAGAAGGCAGUGAUGAGAUCAAAUAUUAUGAAUUGGAUAACGAGACUUGGGAAAUACCUGGCUUGCCUGAAGGAGAAGAAAAAGAAGAAGAGAUCCCAUCAAAUAGAAAAAUUCGAUUUAGCACAGCUCCAAUCAAGGUCUUCAAUACAUAUUCAAAUGAAGAUUAUGACAGGAGGAAUGAGGAGGUGGACCCAGUGGCUGCCUCAGCAGAAUAUGAGCUUGAAAAGCGUGUGGAAAGGCUGGACCUUUUCCCUGUCGAGUUUGAAAAAGGUGAGGAAGGCCUGGGGAUCAGUAUCAUUGGCAUGGGAGUUGGAGCUGAUGCAGGUCUGGAAAAACUUGGCAUUUUCGUAAAAACGGUCAUAGAAGGAGGAGCAGCUCAGAGGCAUGGCAGAAUCCAGGUUAAUGACCAGAUUGUGGAGGUGGAUGGAAUCAGCCUGGUGGGAGUAACACAGAACUUUGCUGCUGCUGUCCUGAGAAACACAAAAGGCACAGUCAGGUUCCUUAUUGGACGAGAAAAACCUGGACAGACCAGUGAGGUUGCUCAUUUAAUAAGCCAGACUCUGGAGCAGGAGCGACGUCAGAGAGAGAUGAUGGAGCAGCACUAUGCACAGUAUGAUGCUGAUGAUGAUGAGACGGGGGAAUACGCCACAGAUGAUGAAGAGGAUGACACAGCCCCAGAACUCAAAGGUGCAGAAAUGGCAAUAGAAGUUUUUGACCUGCCUGAAACUGAGGAUAUGUUUUCCCCAACAGAGCUGGACACCACAAAACUUUCCCAUAAAUUCCGAGAGUUACAAAUCAAGCAUGCUGUCACUGAAGCAGAAAUUCAGAAGCUGAAGCACAAGUUGCAGACUGCUGAAAGUGAGAAAGUCCAAUGGGAGUGUGAGAAGAACCAUCUGAAACAAAGCAUUGAGGACAACAAGAGUAGGAUGCUGCAGCUGGAGAGUUACUGGAUUGAGGCGCAGACUCUCUGCCACACCGUCAACGAGCAUCUCAAAGAGACCCAGAGCCAGUACCAGGCCUUGGAGAAGAAAUACAACAAAGCAAAGAAACUCAUAAAGGACUUUCAGCAAAAGGAAGUAGAUUUUCUCAAACAUGAAGAACUUGAAAGGAAGAAGUUUGAAGAGACAGAGAGAGCACACCUGAUAGAGAUCAAGGGACUGCAAGCCCGGAUCUCGGAUCUGGAGCUGGAACUCCUUAGACUGAUGAAGCAAAAUGGGACUCAGGUGAACAACAACAAUAAUAUUGCAGAGCGCCAGUCCUCCCAUGGGGUUGUGAGGAGAGGUCCUUCACAAGAAGCAAUAGAAAGCUUGGAAGGAGGGCAGAAGUCUUGCCAGAUUGGCCCAAACGGGGAUUUUAAUGAAGCCGUCCCUGAAACAGAAAGGCUAGACAGUAAUGUGUUGAAGGCACGGGUGCAGCUUUCGGUGAAGAGUAAAAGACACAGGCCCUCACGAGCCAGGCUGCGGGACAGUGUCAGCUCCACUGAUGGGGAGGACAGCCUGGAGAGGAGGGCUUCAGAUGGUUCUGGCAGUCCCUUGCACAGUGCCAGGUCCCCUCUCCCUGUGACUCUGAGAACAUGUUCACCUCCAUCAGACUCAGACGCCUCCACCCUGUCCUCUGCGGCCCUCUCAUCUGAAUGUACACCAAAAAACCAAGUGAAAGGGCAAGAGCAGGCUGGGAAUACUUACAGAGAGACAUUUGUAGACACGCCCACUUCACCCCCCUUCAAGUCAUGCUGCAGCUCGGAUGCAUCUCUGCACCGUCAUCCACAGCAGAAUAAAGAAGAUCUUCAGUCUCCAGUGCUUUCCAGUCCUUCCCUCGGACAGGAAGAAAAGACAAAAAGAAAGCUUAUUGACCUUGGGGCUCCCCAGCGAUGGAGCUCUGGCAAAGGGAAGAAGGGGAGCGAGAAUGGUAAAGAAACUAAAAGGUUGUCAUCUGGAAGCAGGGCAUCUAAAGAGACCCAGGAACGCUCAAUGAGUACAACCUCCUCAGAGGGAGCGACCUCCUCCCCCCUGCGCCCUUGUGUACCGCUCCCCUGGUUUGGAGAAGGGGCCAAGGAUUCUGCAUCAUCAAGCAACUUUCCCUCUCCCACUAGUUCGACGGAGCCUUCCUCUGAAAACAGCCUAGAAAAACACAAAGCCAAGAGAGUCCUGCACUGGCCAUAUUUCUUCUCAUAUUCAUAUAACUUGAAUUUCAAUGAUGAUUUAAGUCCCAGUAGCACAAGCUCUACAAAUGUUGAUGGUUUGGUAGCAGAACCUAAAAUAACAGGUCGAUCGCACACCUUGGUUUUGUCAUCGGAUGAGAGCUUGGAUAUGAUAGAUGAUGAGAUUCUUGAUGAGGGACAGUCACCCAAACACAACCAGUGGCAGAAUCGAGCUGUUCUCGAAUGGAGCUGCCAGCAGGUUUCACAUUGGUUGAUGGGACUAAACUUGGAACAACACAUACCAGAGUUCACUGCCAAAAACAUUGAUGGGGAGGAGCUUCUUCAGCUAGAUGGGAGCAAACUGAAGUCCCUUGGUGUGACUACUUCACAAGACCGAGUACUCCUCAAAAAGAAAAUUAAAGACCUGAGGGUAUUCAUGGACAAGGCUCGCAAGACCAGAGAGAAACUGGAAAAGCACAGGGAAAAGCUACGCAAGAAAGAACAAGAGCACCUGCAGAAGCAAGCUAAAGCAGGCAAGCCCUUAGCAGGACCAACAGAGGGCAGCACUGAGUAAAACUUCAACCGCACUCGUACAGUAUUUGCUGUUUACAAGAAACGGGGCAAGAUCUGAAGAGAGAGACUAUUUUUUUCCCCAGUCAACUGUGCUUUUGAGGAUUGUGAUACCUAAAAGACAAACCUGGACUUUCUUAAUACUACAGUAUUACUAAUGAUCUUACAAAUACAACUUAGGGGUGAGGUGGAAAUUCAGAUGUCCUUCUAUUGCUUCGGUUAUUUUAUUUUAAUUUAAAAAAAAGAAAAAAAUUAAAACAACUUACAGAUUGAUCACCAGGUCGGCCCACUUUUUAGAUUUUUGCUGCAAUUUCUUGUGCUCAGUUGUAUGUCUUUAAAUGACCUUUAGCUGCAGUUGGACUUUUGGAACAGGGUUGAUCCCCUCACAAUCAUCCUACAUCAGCUUCAUCAGGAAGCCAACCAAGCAACAGCAAGGUGAACUGCCUCUUUAUGAAAGUGCAGUAGAGUUUCUUCAUGUUGGGGUGAUCUUACCAUCUGUACCAGUAUCUCAACAGUGUACAUGAACUGUAUUUGUUAACUAAUACUAUUACUGGAUUACUGUUCUGAAUUAUACUGUAUGUCUUGAUUCAGUGGUCUGUGUUAUACUUUUGUCUUAAUUGAAACAAUGUGGUAUCAUUUUAGUAAGAUAGAAAUUGUAAAAAUGGCAUGUUCACAAUAUUGUACAUGUAUAUCUGAGUAACUCUGGUGUCUAUCAAUAUGAGCUUGCUGGUGUUCUGUAAAUGACAAAGCUGGUACCCGUGGGGUCAUUUUCAUGUUUGUUUUUUAAUUUAAAAGUACAGGUCUGGUCUUUUAAUAAUGUGUUUUACUACGAUUCUUAAAAGCGUAAUCCCCUGUCUGUAAAUUGCUAUAAUUGUAUUACUUGUUCUUGCAAUUGUUAACAAACAUUAUCACCCUUGUUUAUAUAUUUUUUUCAUUUCUAUUAUUUUAAUUUUCAAAUUGCUUGAUUUAUUUUAAACUGAUGGAUCAAUUGCAUAGCAAAUAUAAGUCUUAAGACAAAGAUUGUGGAUAUUAAUGGUUUUACAUGUGUUAGUCAUGAAGCAAUAUUGAUGGACGUCUGGAGGAUGUUGCCUGGUAUGCAUUGAGUCAACCUCUUACUUGUAUAUAUCCCCAGUCCAUGCGUUUGUUCUUACUGAAUUCUGAGCAGACACAAGUCAUUUGCACAGCUCUGUGGGUUUACUAUUAUUGUUUUCUGUCUGCUGUUCAUUUUUUCAUAGUGAGGUGCAGCUGACAUAACACUUUAAUAUGCUUAAGCUUAAUGGUAUUUAAAUUACACUGGAGCAAUCUGCAGGUGCAAACAAAGGGUUUGAGGGAAUUGAUGAAAAAAAAAGUCAAGUUUACUUCAGAAGUUCUAAUUAAUAAAGCUGAAUGUUUUAAAAAGCUGAGUCACAUGUUUAAGCGUACAUGGAUCAAUUUACACAGUAUAUCUCAAACCAUACCAACUUUUUAAAGCUAUUUAAGUGAUUAUUUGUUUUUAAGUGUAAGAGGAGCUACAUAUUCAGAAUGCUAAUUUAUUUCUUAGCAGAUCCAGGGGGACUUAUAGUUGUUUCAAAAUAUCACAUUAUAGAUAAGAGCAGUUUAUGAAAUACAAAUAAAUGAUGAGGCCUGUCGAGUUGUUUAUCAUAGAAUUGGGAAUUUUCACCUCCGAGUUCACUGCACUUAAAAACAAAUUGUUGCUUUUAUAUACCAUUACUUUAUAUAAAAAAGAAACCUUAAAAAACGUGUUCUACUUACUUUCUUUAGCUUUUUUUGUUAUUGUAUACCUGAAUAAACCAAGACCUUUUUUCUCUGCUUUCUUCUGUGGUAGUCUCCAUGGUUGCCAUAGUGGUAGAAUUUGUUUUCCCGCUUAAACUAGUUCCAUUUCAUACACUACAGAAAUCACAAGCUGUUGACAUAACUGAUUGUAACGGAGUGAUCCGAUUGGUUUAAUUGGUUGUGAUGGUGUAUAAUA